This is a messenger RNA of Westerdykella ornata, 1982 nucleotides long. RefSeq lists its product as uncharacterized. The transcript has 9 exons. Gene Ontology annotation, molecular function: purine nucleobase transmembrane transporter activity. Gene Ontology annotation, cellular component: plasma membrane. Lineage: Eukaryota; Fungi; Ascomycota; Dothideomycetes; Pleosporales; Sporormiaceae. Gene Ontology annotation, biological process: transmembrane transport. The record is from RefSeq and is a predicted model, not a curated record. The coding region runs from base 1 to 1791 and encodes 596 amino acids.
AUGGAGGCAGCGAGGAAUGUCGUUGACAAAGUCAAUGACCGAAUGAGUGGUUCAGUCGUAGGGCGAAUAUUUCGACUUGAGGGCUCGGGACACGAUAAGGAGAUUGCGAACACAAAAUUUACUACUGAGCUCCGCGCCGGACUCACCACCUUCUUCACCAUGGCAUACAUCAUAGCCGUCAACGCAACCAUACUGUCAGAUACAGGCGGCAACUGCGUAUGUGACAGCGUUUCGAAGGCCAGGUGCGAACUCACCGCCGAUUAUGCCAUCUGUAAACAAGAUCUGAAACGUUCCUUUAUAACCGCAACCGCCGCGGUCGCCGGUUUCAGUUCUUUCCUCUUCGGUCUCCUAACCAACAUGCCCGUCUGUCUAGCACCUGGCAUGGGCCUCAACGCUUACUUUGCGUAUCAAAUCGUUGGGUCAAAUGGUACGGGGUCGAUUACGUACAAUCUUGCACUGACAGCGGUGUUCAUCGAGGGCUUCGUGUUUAUCGCGUUGUCGUUGAUCGGGAUGCGUCAGUGGCUUGUAAAAGUCAUCCCCGUGUCGUUGAAACUUGCCAGUGCCUGCGGUAUAGGGCUUUUCCUGGCGGAAAAUGGGCUCAGCUAUUCUGCGGGGAUUGGCGCUAUUACUGGGUCCAAGGAUACGCCACUGCAGAUUGCGGGUUGUCCGGUUCAGUAUCAGGAUGAGAAUGGGGUUUGUACAAGUCACAAGAUGACUUCGCCUACGAUGUGGAUCGGCAUCAUGUGCGGAGGCAUAUUCACAGCCUACCUAAUGGCCUACAAAGUCAAAAGCGCCAUGAUCGUCGGCAUCGCCCUCGUCUCCAUCCUGUCCUGGCCCCGCAGCACCUCCUUCACCUACUUUCCAAACACCUCCGAAGGCAAUGACCGCUUCGACUACUUCCGCAAAGUCGUAACCUUCCACCCCAUCAACCACACCCUCAACACCCUCGACUGGAACGUCUCCCGCGCACCCUCGCAAUUCGUCCUCGCCCUCUUCACCUUCCUCUACGUAGACAUCAUCGACUGCACCGCCACGCUCUACAGCAUGGCGCGUUUCUCCGGCGUCGUGGAUCCCGACACGGGAGACUUCCCCCGCUCAACCCUGGCGUAUUGCACGGAUGCGCUCUGUAUUUCCAUCGGGGCCCUGCUAGGCUGUUCGCCCGUCACCGCAUUCAUCGAGUCCGGCGCUGGGAUCGCCGAGGGUGGGAAGACGGGGCUUACGGCCAUGACGGCGGGCACGUGUUUCUUGAUUUCCAUGUUCUUCGCGCCUAUUUUUGCGUCUAUCCCGCCUUGGGCUACGGGAUGUACUUUGAUUCUGGUGGGCUGUCUCAUGAUGCGCCAGGUCUUCGCCAUCAACUGGAAAUACAUCGGCGACGCCGUCCCCGCCUUCGUCACCAUCAUGUUCAUUCCCUUUGGAUACAGCGCGGCGUACGGCCUCAUUGCAGGAUUGAUGACGUAUACGGCGCUCAACGGGUCCAUUUGGGUUACCAAGAUCGUUACGAGAGGGUACCUUGUACCGGAUGAUGAAGAUAAUAGGGAGUAUUGGAGUAUCAAACCUCACGCAAAGCUACCCUGGUUUAUCACGGCGUCGCACGCUUUGGCUGCGCGACUGGGUCACGGUGCUGGGAACAAGGAGGGCGAAGACGAAAAGUCCAUUCGCAGCGAUGGGGAUUCGCGGUUCGGACGCGUCAGGAGCCCAGAGUCUAGAUCUCAGGUUUCUGAUCAUGAGCUCAGUGAGGUGGUCGUGCAUUCCCAUAAGUUCCCAAGGGCUGAUCCGGAGAUUUUGGCAUAGUGGUCGACCGGUAAGAGGCCGUUCCAAGUAUAUAGACACCUGACAAAAUGGGAAUGACAUGAAUCCUGAUGGGUAGGAUAGUCAAGGAGAAGCUAAAAUUAUAUGUAGGUAUGCGGAGUCAUUCCCAUAGCAAAAGAAUUCCUCAGGUUGCGCUGUCCGUGAACGAAAUGAUAGGAAUGGCCAGUGCGAAC